Molecule: messenger RNA, 2553 nt
Organism: Prorocentrum cordatum
Lineage: Eukaryota; Dinophyceae; Prorocentrales; Prorocentraceae
Source: the annotation of a GenBank genome assembly
AGUCAUUUUGGUUCAAGCUGCCUGGUUUCGUCGAUACCUCGCCACAUACCCCUCACAGCUGCUUCCUUGGCGUGAUGAUGGCAUCAGGACUUGCGGCACGUGCGACCCCGCUGCUGCACGAUGAACGGAGGUCUGCGCUCGUGCCCCGAUGGGUCGGCAGGGCCAUCGCCGCCGCCGUCCUGGCCUCUGCCGGAAUUACAUUGCGGUGGCAGUUUAGCCCUCGUGUUGGAGCGGUGCGUCUUGCUGCCGAGCAGCUCCAGGCUUUUGAGAUCGCCGACGAGGAGGAGGUGGUGAUCACUUUACCAUGUGUCCGCGUUCGAGGCCUGGAGUCUCGCUCGUGGGGACGCCGUUUCAGGGGCAUCCCUUACGCGAAGGCCGGCCGCUUCCAGAACCCGAGGCCGUUGGACAAGUUUCCAGAGGAGAUCGACGCUCGGUUUUUCAGCGCCUCGUGUAUGAGAGGCAGCGCCCAGAGGCACGAGAACGUGAGUGAGGAUUGCCUCCAUUUGAACAUUUACACGCCAAGGGUAUUAGUUGGGUCAACGAUAACAACCCCAGUAGUCGUGUGGUUUCAUGGUGGAAGUUUCACGAUGGGCGCAGGCAGUGACACCCAUGUCGAGGACGUCAAGGAGCUCGUUACUACGAGGCAUCUCAUCGUGGUGACCAUUAAUUACCGCCUUGGCAUUUUCGGAUUCCUGGGCAGUGAGCGUCUGCGAAUGAGCAGUAACGAAAGCGUAGGCAAUUUCGGUAUACUUGACCAGCAGAUGGCCUUGAUGUGGGUCAAGGAGAACAUUGCUUACUUCGGAGGCAAUCCAUCGCAGGUGAGUUUGUUUGGCUGGUCAGCAGGCGCAGCUUCGAUCAGCAACCACUUGGUGAUGGAGAGCAGUGCGGGCUUGUUUGCGUCCGCAAUCCUCAUGAGCGGCGGCUUCACAGAUUGGGCGGCCAGCAGCCUCGAGAGCAAUGAGAGGGACUACGAUGCGGUCUUGAAAGCGACCGGCUGCGAUGCGCACGACAAGUGUUGGGAACGCGGCCCAGUGUGUUCGUGCCUCCUGCGCCUCUCUUCGGAGCAGUUGCUUGAGGCCCAGUCCCGCCUCGGCAUCAUGUGGGCACCCACAGUGGAUGGAACACACUUGAAGCUCCAUCCAGCCCAGGCGCUGUCCCUCGGAGCCGUGAACACCGGCGUGCCGAUCGUGAUCGGAGGGACACGCGAGGACUGCCUGAAGGACAUCGGGGCCAACGCCACGGUGGCAGACUUCGAGGAGUUCGCUGCCAUGCCUCCGGAGCUCGGAGGCCUGGGCCUGAGCGCCGAGCAGGCGGGCGAGGCGAGGAGGCUCUACGUCGACGCGGCGGGGGCGCCCGCCGAGCACGGGCUCCGCAGGUGGUCGCCCGCCUACUGGGCGGCCCGCCGCGCGGGGGCCGACAAGACCAUGCUCUGCGUGGCCCGCCGCUCGGCGCGGGCGUGGCAGGGCGCGGCGGCGGCCCCUGCCUGGUGGUACGUCUGGGCCAACGAGCCCGCCCGGCGCUACCCAGACCCUCCCGCCGCCGUGCCCGGCGGGCCGCGCAGAGUCGGAGUCGGCGGGUGCUGGCCCUGCCCCGGCGCGACGCACGGCUCGGACCUGCCGUUCCUGUUCGAGCGCCUCGCGGUGGACGUCGACGACCGCCAGGCCGACCUGGCCGACAUGUACCAGAUCUUCUUCCGGAACAUGGUCCGCGAGGGGGACCCGAACAUCCGAAGGAGGAAAAGGUGCAUGAACAUGCACGUUCGAGGUUCUGCGGUGGUUUCUUGGAUCUGCGCCAGGGCCUCCCCCGGCGGCGCCGCCGCCGGCGGCGCCCACGGCGCGCUCCGCGCGCUAGGGAGGCGGGUCCAGCGCCGAUCCAAGGAGUCCGCGCGGAACUCCGCAAGGUUAUGUAUAUGUUGUUUUUCUUCUUCUGGACAUGUUCAGGGGGUUUGCCCUUGCCACGGAGGCCUCCGCGGGCCAGGACUGGGCUUUCUCCGUCGCCUGGCCGCGGGCCCCUGGCGCAGGCAUGUGGUUCGAGGCGGGCGGCACCCGUCCGUUCGUUGAUCUAAAGGCAGCAGAGUGCGAUUUUUGGGACGCGGUCGCUUCCGACUAGUCCUCGCCGCCCGAGAAGCCUCCCCCCCCCGCCCGCCAGGCGCGCGGCUUUGUCGGGCUCGAUUGCCUCCGAAUGGCUGAGCCCUCGUUGCCCGUUGCCGCAGACGUGGCCGUCGCCUUCCCCGUCAGGGGUGUGCAUCUGAGGCCGCCUGGCCGCUGCCUGGCCGCUGGCGCCCCCGCCGCCCGAUCGUGUGCAUCGUAUGUCCACGCGGUUCGCUGCUGCGAGGAAGGAAAAACAGCGGCCUUCGGAGCUCCACGCGGCCAGGGGCCAGCAGGUGGCCCGCCGCACUCCGGGGAGCGCCCCCGAGGGGGGACGGGCAGCGCCGCCCCGCUUCUUGCUGGGGUGGCCUCCUGUUUCGUCUGCCGGAGGGCAGAAGUGUCGCGCACGCAGUGAAGCUGGGGAGGGUCCUCCUCCUCCUCCUCCUCCUCCUCCUCCUCCUCCUCC